This is a messenger RNA of Pichia membranifaciens NRRL Y-2026, 1888 nucleotides long. RefSeq lists its product as hypothetical. The transcript has a single exon. Gene Ontology annotation, molecular function: protein binding. The record is from RefSeq and is a predicted model, not a curated record. The coding region runs from base 298 to 1737 and encodes 479 amino acids. NCBI's taxonomy places the organism in Eukaryota, Fungi, Ascomycota, Pichiomycetes, Pichiales, Pichiaceae. Gene Ontology annotation, cellular component: nucleus.
CAGACUACUUAUCAGUUUGGUAAGAAAUGAUGAGAAGUUGUUCGAAAUAGUUAUAAAUAUGAGUGAUCACUUGAAACUAUAUCAAAAGUAUGUUGAAAAGGGCGAGGUUGAUAGUCCUGAACAUGAAGCAAUAUUCAGGGAAACACAACAUACUUUUGGUCCAUUAAUUGCAUCUUACUUUGAAGAAAAAAAAACCAAAUCAAACAGGCUCAAGUCAAACCAAUUGAGCUUGGCCAAAUAAGUAAAGAUGGAAUCUGUAGAGCCCUAUUUUUAGUGUUUGUGAAUGUUUCUUCAGUUAUGGACCACUUCAACAAUAAUCUAGGCUUAAUGUUUGACCCUAUAUUUUCGAUGAUAAAUCAUAGCUGUGAUCCUAACUGUACCUUAAUCUGGAGAGAUGAUGGUGAAAUUUUAAUCAAGUCUGUCAAACGGUUGAGAGCAUCCAAUGAGAUUCUGUUGAACUAUAUACCCGUGCAUCUGCCUAGAGAAAUGAGAAAAAAAAUGCUAAGAAACUCUUUUUUUUUUGAUUGUGAAUGCUUAAAAUGCACUGUAUCGGAUAAAGAUUAUGACGCUAUGCUACCAAUAAACUGCUUGUUCUGUAAUCAUAACAAUAGAGGUUUUGUUCUUGAAAAUUUCGAGAAAUUUGAAAGUGUGCCUGAUAUUGGUAAAAAGAAAAUGUGUAACAACUGUGAAAAUAUCAUCGAUGUGGACGAGAUAUUUCAGAACUAUCUGGAUAUUUUCAGAUUUUUUAGAUCCCUCAACAAAGAAGCUGAAAAACUUCAAGACUUCUGUAGCUGGACACUCGAAUCUGAAAAUGUUAUGAAUAUGGAUACUCAGACUUUUCGAAAUGGUGUCAAACUUCUACAAAAAAGCUAUGAAAUAGUACCUCUCAAAUCUUGGCCUAUGAUAACAUUAUUGAACGUAGUUAAAAUUGGAUUCCAAUUCCGAGACCCUUUUGACAUUAAAGUGCUACGAAUGACUUAUUUGACCAAUUUUCUUACAGAAAAUAUGCUAGAAAGUGAGUACAGACUUAAGGUAGACAUUGGUGCCUCAUUGUACGAUUUAUCGGUAGUUUCAGCAGACUAUUUAUUUGACCAAUACUUGAGAUACAAGGAAGAAUUGGAUGAGGAAAUAUUAGAUGCCGUCGGGAAAGGCUCGUUCUCGUUAUGCAUCUUGUCUUACAAACAUUUGCAAGAACGCUUUAGCGACAGCAAUGAUAGCGAAAGUGAAAAAUCAAUGGAGAGAUCCCAAAAAGAUAUGGUCCAGUUGGCGCUAGAGAUACGAAGAUUGCUAGAGCAUUUUGAGCGUCGCAAAAGAGGAGAGAAGAACAGAAAAGGAAGCAAGGCUAGCAACAGGAACAAUAGCACCGUUAGUUCUCAAAAUAAAAACCUCGUCCUUCGUUCUACCGCUACAGCGGGAGCUGAAAACGGCAACUAUUUUGACAAUUACACGCAAAAGGUUUUCGAGGAGAGCAUUAUCAACUAUGAAAGGUACAUGGAGUGUGGCGCCGCAACUCAGUUCAAGCCAAUUUUGCUGUCCUUAACAACACCAGACUACAAAACUUUCUCCCUCAAGGUCCCCAGAAGCCUCGGAAGUAAAAACGGUCUCGAUAAAGGUGUUGGAAAGGGUUCAGGAACAUGCGUCAAGACGGACCAGGAGCUUAUCGGUGAAAGCAAAGUUGCCGGAAGUCCGAGCCCAUUUGUGGCGCGGCCAACUUGGGUGGCGCAGCUCUGGAGUUGAGCUCAGUAUUGCCGAGAAAAAUCGCUCUGCACUCUCGUGGUGAUCUCAUUUUGCUCUGCUGUUAUGUUUUUCUGUCUAAACCUAUUCGGCUGAGCUUUGAGGAGUUUAUGUAAUGUGUAAUAUAUGCCGUAUUUUGCAUUUGGGCUUCCAC